AUGGAUUGUGGGUAUCAUGAGGGAUUGGGGCUCAUUGGAGCCUUUGUAGUAAUAUGGGUCACCUCUGCGGAAAUAAAUCAGAGGAUUUUCAUAGAGUAUAAACAGCCAUUUGCCAUCACUUACCAUGGAGUGUUUCUAAUGUUCACCGAUAAGGAUCCUCUCAGUAUUUUCGUGAGGCCUACGACGAGCUACGAUGACCUUGGUAAUUCUGUGCUACAGAAACUUGGUCUGCAUGGGGUGAAGCGGGUUAAGAAGUUUUUCUAUCGCAUUCCAAUCUCGGUGCUGAAGGAAAUCGUGAAGUACGAUUGUUUCACGAUCGGGAGUGAUGAGGACUUGCAGGCCAUGUUUCAUUGUCGCCUGCAGUUUCCUGAAGUUAGGUGGUGCGGCACGUUAGCCAGUUCUAGCUCCAGACCUGCUGGUGCAUCUUUCUCCGUUCCUGUGUAUGAACCUCCGGUCCAGCCUGUCGCGUACCAUUCGUUCGCUAUUGAUCUCAACUAUAGUGGAGGCGGGGAGGUUGGAGUAGGGGAUUUUGUGCCGACCUCUUUACAGUGUGCUGCACCGGUUGGUCUUGGAGAUGCAUUGUUGAAUGAUCUAGACGAUGAUGAUGUGGAGCCGGAUAUCAUUGUUGAUGACAACGGCGAUGAUAUUGGAGCGAGUGAGCCUGCUGGGGCGGGACGUGGUUCUAGCUCUGGCACACAGCAGUACCCUCCGCACUUUUCCUCUUUGGACUUGGAUUCCAUGAGGCAGGAAAGGGGUUCCUGGGAGCCUGCUAGAUUUGGUGCUAGAGAUGCCGAAGGGUCUGCAGGUCUUACAGAGUUUCAGGUUGGUCAGCAAUUUCAGGAUAAAAAUGAGGCCGUGUUAAGUGUGAAGACAUACAGCAUCCGACGCGGGGUACAGUACAAGGUGGUGGAGUCUGACUAUCAUCGGUAUGUUGGGAAGUGUUCUGAGUUUGGGAAUGGGUGCACAUGGUUGAUUCGUCUUAGUCUCCGGUAG
Messenger RNA from Arachis ipaensis, 993 nucleotides. The record is from RefSeq and is a predicted model, not a curated record. NCBI's taxonomy places the organism in Eukaryota, Viridiplantae, Streptophyta, Magnoliopsida, Fabales, Fabaceae.